This is a messenger RNA of Anopheles stephensi (Asian malaria mosquito), 424 nucleotides long. RefSeq lists its product as uncharacterized. NCBI's taxonomy places the organism in Eukaryota, Metazoa, Arthropoda, Insecta, Diptera, Culicidae. The record is from RefSeq and is a predicted model, not a curated record. The transcript has 2 exons. Bases 73 to 333 code for a protein of 86 amino acids.
UCGUCUGCAGACCAACACGACAGCUCCAAUCUAGUCCCCAACGCUCACCCGCACACACAAAACGCAUUCAACAUGUUUACCAAAGUGAUCUUUGUUGCUCUGCUGGCCAUCGCUGCCGUCUCCGCCAAGCCCUUGGUACCGCUGGCUUACACGGCCGGUCCUGCUGUGGCCACCGUCGCUUCGCCCUAUCUUGCUCCGUACGCAGCUGCCCCGGUUCCGCUGGCUGCCUACACCUCGCCCUACGCUGCUGCAUACACCGCUGCCGGAUUCCCGUACGCAGCAGCCACCCUUCCCUAUGCUGCCGCCGCACCGUACACCUCAUUAGUGCUGUGAGAAUUGUAACCGGUUGCUGGACAGUACACUACAAAACAAAACACAUGAAAGCUUCCCAUCAAAAAUUGCCAUAAAAAUAUCGUUGCAAAGA